UACACUAGCUGAACCUCCAGCAAUGUCGCUGAGGACAAGGCAGACAGUGGCGCUCUGCCUGCUGGCGCUCAUCCUCCAGUUCCUGCCUCAGUUCACUGCUUCCGCAGAGGACAUUGCCGGAACCAGAGGUGUGUGGGACGGAGGAGGAUGCAGCCCGCAGGGAGACAGCCGGGCGACUCCGCGCCAGAGCGUGCUGGCCGGCCGCGCAGAGAAAACAAUUCGAAAAAAACGACAGACAUCUGACAUUUCUCCUAAUGCCAAAAUCAUAUCUGAGACGUCGAACAAUCCGGAAAACACCUUCCACUCUGAUUUGCCCAUGAACCCUAAGGACAGCACAUCUACUGAUGUCAGAACCUCACUUAAGGUCACCACCUCUACUGGGACCAUCACCUCUACUGAAGUCACCUCCUCUCCUGAGACCAUCACCUCUCCUGACGUCACCACCUCUACUGAGACCACCUCCAAACCUGAUGACACCACCUCUCCUGACAUCACCUCCUCUCCUGAGACCAUCACCUCUCAUGAAGUCACCUCCUCUCCUGAGACCAUCACCUCCCCUGAUGUCACCACCUCUACUGAGACCACCAGCUCUACUGAGACCACCUCCAAACCUGAAGACACCACCUCUACUGAAGUCACCUCCUCUCCUGAUACCAUCACCUCUCCUGACGUCACCUCCUCUCCUGAGACCAUCACCUCUCCUGACUUCACCUCCUCUCCUGGGACCAUCACCUCUCCUGACGUCACCACCUCUACUGAGACCACCAGCUCUACUGAGACCACCUCCAAACCUGAUGACACCACCUCUCCUGACAUCACCUCCACUCCUGAGACCAUCACCUCUCCUGACGUCACCACCUCUACUGAAGUCACCUCCUCUCCUGAUACCAUCACCUCUCCUGACGUCACCUCCUCUCCUGAGACCAUCACCUCUCCUGAUGUCACCUCCUCUCCUGAGACCACCUUCAAACCUGAUGACACCACCUCUCCUGACAUCACCUCCUCUCCUGAGACCAUCACCUCUCCUGACGUCACCACCUCUACUGAGACCACCUUCAAACCUGAUGACACCACCUCUCUUGACGUCACCUCCUCUCCUGAGACUAUCACCUCUCCUGACGUCACCACCUCUCCUGAGACCAUCACCUCUCCUGAUAUCACCACCUCUACUGAGACCAUCACCUCUCAUGAAGUAACCUCCUCUCCUGACACCAUCACCUCCCCUGACGUCACCACCUCUACUGAGACCACCAGCUCUAGUGAGACCACCUCCAAACCUGAAGACACCACCUCUCCGGAAAUCACCUCCUCUCCUGAGACCAUCACCUCUCCUGACAUCACCUUCACUCCUGAGACCAUCACCUCUCCUGACGUCACCACCUAUACUGAGACCACCAGCUCUACUGAAACUACCUCCAAACAUGAUGAC
This is a messenger RNA of Alexandromys fortis (reed vole), 1429 nucleotides long. RefSeq lists its product as uncharacterized. The annotation marks the transcript as partial. The transcript has 3 exons. Lineage: Eukaryota; Metazoa; Chordata; Mammalia; Rodentia; Cricetidae. The record is from RefSeq and is a predicted model, not a curated record.